This is a messenger RNA of Chlorella variabilis, 915 nucleotides long. RefSeq lists its product as hypothetical. Bases 1 to 915 code for a protein of 304 amino acids. The transcript is spliced from 5 exons. NCBI's taxonomy places the organism in Eukaryota, Viridiplantae, Chlorophyta, Trebouxiophyceae, Chlorellales, Chlorellaceae. The record is from RefSeq and is a predicted model, not a curated record.
AUGAAGGUGCUAUUCACGGAUUUGGAUGGGACGUGCGUCCAUUAUGACUGGCCCGAGUUUGGGCAGGUGGCCAGCGAACCCAAUGAGCGUGGCCUCUACCCCUGUACCUCACUGGAUGGCAGCCAGCAGGCGCUCCUGAUGCGACUGCCCCCAUCCACGUCAGGUGCUCAGGGCGUGAUCUCGCUAGAGACGCUGAGGCUGUAUGCCACCUUGCGCCAACUGGGAGUCAAAAUCGUGGUUGUGACGGGGGCCCGCCUGGUGACGCUGCUGGCGCGCCUGCCCUUCAUCCCCGCCGCCGACGCGUUUGUGUGCGAGGGAGGCGGCCGCAUCUUCUACCCCACCGGCCCUCUGGACUACCCCUCAGCUGCGCCGCUGGUGGAGGACAUGGCCUGGCGGCAGCAGCAAGCAGGCGUUGCAGGCCCACCAGGCCAGGACGUGGUACCACCUGAGCAGCGUAUUGGUGCCCUCUGGCAAUUUUAUGCGGCCUUGAAGGUGAAUGCUCCGGCGCUGCACGCAGACGCGUGCAGCUACACGACGGCGUUCCGCGUCAAAGGCCCGGCUGCAGCAGUGGCGGCGGCGCUACAGGAACUGCCGCCUGGGCUGGCCACUGCACUCAACCUGGGGGCCGCUGACGUGUUCCCGGACACUUCUGGCAAGGAGAAUGCGGCCAGGUAUCUCAUGCAGCAUAUGAGGGUGAUGCCACAGGAGUGUGCUUUCCUGUGUGACGACGACAAUGACUUGGGCCUGGCGCACCUGGUGGCCAAGGCCUACUUGCCCGGCAUCACGGCGGACUCGGUGGCGCAGGCGGUGGCACAGACGCCGCAGCAGUUCCAUGUAGCAGUGUCCAAGGGCGUGUUUGCCACGGAGGAGAUCUUGCGGCUGCUCAUUGCGGGGCGCGUGGGACAUCAACGUUAG